Messenger RNA from Adelges cooleyi (spruce gall adelgid), 1361 nucleotides. RefSeq names its product kelch-like protein 28. Bases 419 to 1264 code for a protein of 281 amino acids. The record is from RefSeq and is a predicted model, not a curated record. The transcript is spliced from 7 exons. Gene Ontology annotation, molecular function: protein binding. NCBI's taxonomy places the organism in Eukaryota, Metazoa, Arthropoda, Insecta, Hemiptera, Adelgidae.
CACGUUCGCCGGCGGAUGAUGAUUAUCAUGUUAUUAUUAUUAUUAUUAUUGUAUUAUAAAAUCCAACUGUUUACAGGGUGAUUCAUUAAGCAUGCACAUAAGACACUCAGACACUCGAUAUUUGAUUUUAUUAUUGGAUGGAUAAGCUAUAACACAUACGAACGAAAUUGCUUGUUACCGAAUCUUAUGAAACUCUUACGUUGGCAUUUAAUUUCGAAAGAAGGCCUACAACGGAUUUGCAAUGAGCCGUUAGUGAGAAGUAACAUUGAUAUUAUAAGAGACAUAUUAGAUGAUAUUAUCAACAUAUUCGUCAAUUCAAAAACUUCGAGUACGUUAGGCAGAAAUCAUUCUAUUCGGCACAACAUUAUUUUUGCAAUCAAUUCAAAUAGUGGCAAUUCCAGUGUAAUGUAUAUGGCAUAUGGAUAUUAGAUACAAAGAUCACUUAAAAUGGCAAUCGAGUGAUAAUUUAUUGUUUUGUCCACCACGAGCAUACUCGAGGAUGGUAGCCUCUGAAAAUGGAAUAAUACUUGCGAUUGGUGGUAAAAAAGAAUCUGGUCAUUGGGUAAAUCUCAUCGAUGAACUAGACCUUAAGUCGACGUCAAAAAAACAAUGGGUUCCUACAAAACCACUUAAUCGACCCCAAUUUGAUUUUGCUGUCUGCACUCGAAAGCAAUACAUAUAUGUUGUUGGGGGCUGCGAUUUCUCAUAUGGUAAUUGUUUUAAUUCAGUGGAAUACUACGAUACAAAUUCGAAAGUAUGGACGGAAAUUAUCAAAACAAUGCCCACGGCUCGACGCUGGUGCAGUGCUAUAACCAAUAAUGAUGAUUUAUAUGUUUUUGGCGGAAAGAAUGGAGCUGAUCUUUCAACUGUAGAAUGCUAUGAUUUUGCGAAAAAAAAUUGGAAACAAUUCGAUCCUAUGCCGAUAUGUAAUUCCACGAUGGGUGUAACGAUAAUAGAAAACUACAUUUAUAUCAUUGGCGGCGUUUGUGAAUCUCAACGAGUUUUUAAAUUUGAUUUACGACAUUCCAAAUGGAGCGAAAUGCCUAAAACGCACUUGAAAACAUCUUAUGCAACAUCAAGUUUUGUGAAUAAGGGGAACGAUAUAUUCUUAUUUGUCAAUGAAGGUGGAAGAAUUUAUUGCGAAAUUUAUGACGCUGAAAAAAAACAGUGGCAAUGGGCUGCCAAGGCAGGAGUGUGUAUUGGUACUAAUAUUGUUUCUUUUAACGAGGGAACUCUGAAAUCAUAUGGUAUACACUUCAAGUAAUAUUUUUUAUCAAUCAUUUCUUGUGAAUUAAAUUUUGUUUGUUUUAUUAAAUUAUAUGCUGAAAUUCAAAUUAUUUUAUUUUCGAUUUUAUUAUGCG